Eutrema salsugineum is the source of this 1478-nucleotide messenger RNA. RefSeq lists its product as uncharacterized. The coding region runs from base 121 to 1224 and encodes 367 amino acids. Gene Ontology annotation, cellular component: peroxisome. NCBI's taxonomy places the organism in Eukaryota, Viridiplantae, Streptophyta, Magnoliopsida, Brassicales, Brassicaceae. Gene Ontology annotation, biological process: regulation of gene expression. The transcript is spliced from 2 exons. The record is from RefSeq and is a predicted model, not a curated record.
AUCUCAUCGCAUCGGCAGCCGGCAGCCACAGAUGUGUGUAGCCCUAAUUUAUUUGUUUGUUGCUCUUUUAUUCGGUGUUUCCUCUCCUCUCGCCUCUCGAUUUUCCACUACGUCGGAACCAUGGGCACGCGCGAUAGAUCCUUGAGCGAGUAUAGGACAAACAUCUUGUGGAACGCCCACCGUUGGCUCCCCAGUAACUAUAAGAACCCUAUAUCGUUGUUUGGGUCUGUCUCUGAUUCUCUUUCAAAGCGUCGUUUUUGCAAUCCCCGUUUUGUGGGUUUUGGUCAUCAGGAUGUCUUCACGAGUGAGGUGUUGAUUCGAUAUCAGAUCUAUGACGGAUACUACGGAAUUCGCAGAUCAAGAAGUGCAGAGGAGAUACUUUAUUUGAUGUUGGUGGAACUCGUUUUGAAGGCUUCAAGUGAUACUCUUCGCGAGUGCAGAUUCUUGAUCUUCACAAGAUUGGAAGAAGAAGACUGGGAGAUGAUCUCUUCGGUUGCAUCUUCUUUGAGAAGCAGAGGCCGCCGAGUUAUGUUUGCAGUGCCUGACAUUCCUUCAUUCAUUGGCUCCUCCAAUGUAUUCCGGGAGCAAAACGAUGUGGAGGGGAGAAUCCCUGUAUGGAUUUGUCCACAUCUGCUUGAGCAAGGGUCUGGGGAACAAGUUGAUGAUAUUGCUUUUAUAGAGCCUCCUCCUUCAUAUACCAUGGAGAAAUUCCCCAGGUUCCAGAAUGUUGAUACAUGCGUCUUCUGGGACGUCCAUGAUUACCCACUUCCUCAGGGUCUCCAACUCUCUACGUUUUCUGAUAAUAUCAGAUCAGCUCUUGGUUCUCAUCUUCCUUGUGGUAACCACUCAAUCUACGCCUAUGUUGUCAAGGGGGAGGAAUUUGAGUAUGACGAGGAUGCAAUCACGGUACGCAAAGCUCCAUCAGACAACUUUGCAAGAUUGGCUCAGUUGAAAAUGGACAUUCUUCUGUGGACAAUUGACAAUCCUGGCGACAAUUCCAAUCUCAAUCCAGGCGGUCCUAAUUUGCUUAUAAUUUCCAAACAGAGUUUUGGACGUUCUAUCCUUGAUAGCUUGACAUAUCGGGGUCACAAUGUUUUCAUGAUUGAUUUCGAGAAAACCGUAUUUGGCCCAAAUGUUAUCUCACUGCCUUGGGAAGACGUAUCAGCAGAAGAAGAACAGCGGGGCCCAGACUGGCAGAAGAGACUCCGAUUCUCUAGUCGUUAACUUUCUGUCUGUCUUGCUCCUGUGUAGCGUUUGGACCUUUUAUCAUUCUCUGUUGCUGUCUGCUUCUGUGUUACGCGUUUGGACUUCUAUCAUUCUCGGUUGCUUUUGGACUUUUAUCAUCCUCUGUUGCAUUUGGACUAUUAUCUUUAAUCAUCCUCGGUUCCUUUUUGGUAUUUGCUGUUUGUUUUUCGGUUGUUGCAACUCCAAAACGCUUAAUUUGAUUUCAUAAAGUUUUUGGUCCAAGUAGUUUGCUU